Messenger RNA from Aspergillus campestris IBT 28561, 2217 nucleotides. Its product is annotated as C6 transcription factor. Lineage: Eukaryota; Fungi; Ascomycota; Eurotiomycetes; Eurotiales; Aspergillaceae. The transcript has 5 exons. Gene Ontology annotation, molecular function: DNA binding; DNA-binding transcription factor activity, RNA polymerase II-specific; zinc ion binding. Gene Ontology annotation, biological process: DNA-templated transcription; regulation of DNA-templated transcription. The record is from RefSeq and is a predicted model, not a curated record. Bases 1 to 2217 code for a protein of 738 amino acids.
AUGCCUAAGUCGCCUUCGUUCGUCCGUGCUUCGCCCCGUGCUAUCGCGCCUGGUCCGUCGCCUACUAUGGACGUCGGUCAGGGUGAGAGUAGCGCUGCUGGUGCGAGGAGUGGGCGGGGUAGCUCGCCUAGGAGGAGGGUGUCGGUGGCUUGUACGUGCUGUAAGAAGUCGAAACGCAAGUGCUCCGGUGUCAAACCCUGCGAUAACUGCGUGGCCAACGCCCGAGUGUGCCUCUUUGACGAAACCCUCGACAAUCGUCGUCGCGUGGCCGCCAAACGCACCUCCGACAAUCUCACCUAUUUCCUGGAACUGUGCCAUGAUUUGUUCCGCAUCAUGCGCUCCGACGACAAAAUCCACGGCCGCCGCCUCAUGCAGUUCCUCCACGAUGGGCCUCCCAUCAAUGUUGCCCGCGACCCUGGUCGCCCCGAUGAGCAGCCCGUACGCCCUGAGUUUCUCCGCGCUUUCCUCGACGAGGUUCUCUUCGACAUGGGUCUGGAUCCUGCUUUUCCCGGUGAGGAUGGUGGCGUCCGUAGUGGCAGUGGUGGUGGUGGCGGCGGCGGCACCGGUGCAGCCGUCGCCCAGACACAGGAGAUGCCCGCCGACAUGGACGUCGAGGGCCCGACCCCAGGCCCGACCCCGACCCCCGGCCCCUCCUCCCAUCCCCAGGUCAUGGAUAUCCACUACCUGUGCAACGAGUUGCUGUACCGCGUGCCUGCGGCUCCGUGGACUUCCGUCACCGACAACGCUGACCUUGUCUCUCACCUCGUUUCCCUCUACUUCACUUGGGACUACCCCUUUAACCUCUUUCUCGACCGUGACGUCUUCCUCCGCCAUAUGGCCAGCGGCGAUCUCCGAUCGGAUCUCUGCUCCCCGUUUUUGGUCAAUGCUUUGUUGACUAACGCCUGUUAUUACUCGGAUUAUUCGGAAACUUAUGUCAACACCCGCGAUGUUGUCUCCAAGGGUGCUCGUUUCUUGGCUGAGGCUGAGCGUCUGUGGAAGGAUGAACUCGCUAUUAUGAGCUUGCCGUUCUUACAAGGAACGUUGAUGCUUUAUGUACGGUAUUCAAUCGCCGGUGCCGACGACAUGGGCUAUCGCAUGCUGCACCAGGCCAUCUGGACCGGCGAGUCCCUCGGUCUGAUCGGCCCUGGCAGGCCCAUGCCCAACCCAUCCUCCGAGGAUAUGAUGAUUUCUUUCCAGAAGACGGCCUGGGGGCUGUUCAACAUUGAUGCGAUCGUGCACCCCAAUCUCCUGCGUCCCACCAUCGUUGGCAGUGUCAACGUGCCGCGUCCGCCGGGCGCUCGACCCGACGAGGUAGGCACGUGGAAGCCCUAUCCGUCCGAUCGCCCGGCCCGGCCCUCGCAUUUCGACCGGUAUUUCGAGGCAUCGUGCGAGCUGUCCCAGAUCGCCCGCGACAUGUCGCAGGCCCUCUUCCCCGCCAACAGCCCCGGCCUGGCCCCGGCCUUCCGGUCCCAGGCCCAGGAGACCAUCUACGACCGCCUGCAAGCGUGGCUCAAUCGUCUGCCCGAGGCCUUCCAUCCGGACCGCCGGCCUCCGCCGUAUAUUCUCCUUCUCAGCAUGCGCUAUCACUGCCUGAUCAUCGCCUUGGUCUCGCUACGGCCCCAGUCCCAGCCGUCCAGCCACGCGUCGGUAGGACCCCAAACCCCCGUGAGCCCUCCGGGUCUCAGUCCGCUCUCCACCGUCGACCCCGGCCAGAUCAUCCAGGAGUCGGCGCGCGCCAUUUCCAUCCUGGCGUGGUGCUACCGACGCGAAUACAGCAUGAAGUGGGCGCAUCACUUCGCGCUGUUCGCCCUCAACUUGGCCCUGUUCGUCAUGGCAAACGGACCCGCGUUCGACAUCCUCGCCCCGGAAUUUCUCUCCCUCGCCAGCUCCUUCGCCGACGUCGCCGGCUGCUCCCAGCUCGGCCGCAACCUGUUAUAUCUCUUCCAUGUCUUCGUCUGCAGCCGCGGCCAGAGCUACCGCAUCCGCCAUUCGGGCGACAUCUCAGACGAGCUGAAGAUGCUCCUCGACGAUGAACCUGGAGUGCCCUCCCCGUGGGGUCCCUACACUGCUGGUUUAAACAAACUUGACGUUGGGCAUUACGGUGGUGUACCGCCCAGGGACGGCGAGUGGAGCCUCUUACAAAUGCUCGAUUGCUACGAGAGCUUGAGUUUGGGGAAGGAUGAGGUUGCGCCUGUGCGGUUUCCAGAUGGAUUUUAA